Messenger RNA from Tachyglossus aculeatus (Australian echidna), 2157 nucleotides. RefSeq names its product mal, T cell differentiation protein (gene MAL). Gene Ontology annotation, cellular component: membrane. NCBI's taxonomy places the organism in Eukaryota, Metazoa, Chordata, Mammalia, Monotremata, Tachyglossidae. Gene Ontology annotation, molecular function: structural constituent of myelin sheath. The record is from RefSeq and is a predicted model, not a curated record. Gene Ontology annotation, biological process: myelination.
AUGCGUUUCAAAAGAAGAGCCAAUGAGACCAGUCAGUCAUCGCCUCCCAGGUUCGGGAGCCAACGGACGGAAGGGAUCUUGGCCCGAUCUGGGGUCCUCUUCAGAGCGGUGGCUUGCCGGGACGGACACACCUUAACGACCACGGAUGAACAGAAAAAUGCUGUCCUGCGCUCUCCCAGGGCCCUUAGACGCGCCUGCCGAACUAUGUGGCCACACCUAUUUAUUUCACUCCUCGCCGCCUCUUGGUUGUCAGGAAGCCAGCUCAGAAUUCACCUCUCGACGGAGGCUAAAAGGCAGCAGCGCCUGCUUCCUCCUCUCAGAGAGAACCGGUCCGUCUGAGGAGCUGCCCUUGGAGAGAGCGAGAUGUCGUCCGUGCCCACCGGAACCUCCCUGCCCAGUGGCUUUUCGGUCCUGGCCUCCUUCCCUGACCUUCUCUUCAUUUUUGAAUUCGUGUUCGGCGGCCUGGUCUGGAUCCUGGUGGCCAGCUCGAGGGUGCCCCUUCCCCUCUUACAAGGCUGGGUGAUGUUCGUAUCCGUCUUCUGCUUUGUAAUCACCACGUGUUUGCUCUUCUUGUACUUUAUGGGAGCUCAUGGUGGAAACCCUUCCUGGAUAACCCUGGACGCUGCUUACCAUUCGAUCGCCGCUCUGUUCUACCUCAGCGCUGCCGUGCUGGAAGCCACUGCCACCAUCAGUCUCUCAAGUUUCAUUCCACCCUCAGUUUACCAGGAAAAUAUCUCUGCAGUGGUAUUCGCCUACGCAGCCUUGCUGACCUAUGUGAUUCACGCAGUAUUCUCCUUACGCAGAUGGAAGUCUUCAUAAAGCCUCCCGGAGCUUUCCCGGGAAGUUCUUGGAACGGCCAGCCCCCUCUCCCCGACCCUAAAUUCAUGAACAAUCAGGCACUCAAACAGGGCUCGUUGGUUUCCUCUCGGGGUUGUUUUUCUUGUCCCAUGUAGCCAGGUGGAGGGAACCGGGGACCCGAUGUAUCCGUCCCCCUCUUUCUUGACAACCUUUCUUCACUGUUAUUCCCUCUUGGUGUAGUUGAGGGGUCCAAGUCCGGGAGCACAUACCUCCCUGUACUAGACCCACCCAAAACAUUUUUAUCCGUGGCCUCUUGGGUACUUUCAUGUCUUUCGGAUGGCCCAGUCAGCCCUGACGUCCACUCACGAGCCCAAGAGACGCACGAGUUUAGCCCUGUGAUCUGCCCGGCCCAGGACCCCUGAAGAAGCCAUUUACCAGUUGCCCUCCUGUACCCCCGCCUUCACCGUCAAAGAUGGACCAUCAAACACCCCGUAACUUUCUCUUCUAAUAUUCAUUCAUUCAUUCAAUCGUAUUUAUUGAGCGCUUACUGUGUGCAGAGCACUGGACUAAGCGCUUGGGAAGUACAAGUCGGCAACACAUAGAGACAGUCUCUACCCAAAAACGUGCUCACAGUCGAGAAGAUAUGCUAUCAUGGGCCUCACCUUCAUGAAUUCCUCCAAAUUCCUGUUGAACCAAAUGAUAUUUCCACCCCACAAAACUUUGGUAACAAAUCCACAGAUACUAGCUUUUUUUAAAAAAAAAUCCCCCUCUUCGGAAAGACCGCGAGGGAGGCUAUUUCAGCCCAUUACAGUUCGGACGCACGGCAUGCGUGAGAAGUGAUUCUCACAAAACCCAAGUCCUCCGGAAGCUCAGAUAUUUUUUGGCAUGAACCAGAUUGGAGGAAACUCAAAAUAUCAUCAUCUGAUGGCCAACCACUAGUUGUGAAACUUCAUUUUUUUUUUUUACGUCAAGGCGAUUUAUAGUAAAUAGUAAGUGUUCCUGAGCAUCGCACUAAACAAAAUGCUUGUAGUCCAUGUUGUCUAGUAGCACCUGCCCUCAAUGAGCUUCCACUUGACUAUGCCACUCUCUCUGCUACACAUGAGGCCCCUCCACUGACCACAUCUUCGAGAACAUCUUUUCUAGCGCAGUCCAGAGCGGCCAGAGCCAGCCGGAGGGCUCGCCAUCCUACUCUCACCUGCUCAGGGCCAGUAGGUUUCGCUGCCCAACUGAAAUAUUCUUGCGGCAAGGGAAAGGGCUGUGAGACGGUUCACUCUUCGGCGCCGCUUAGAUCCAGGUCGGAGACAACUCCUGAAACUGCGCUGUGGAUCUGGUGGGGAAGUUGAGGGGAAUAAAGUCAAU